Molecule: messenger RNA, 3705 nt
Organism: Gracilinanus agilis (Agile Gracile Mouse Opossum)
Lineage: Eukaryota; Metazoa; Chordata; Mammalia; Didelphimorphia; Didelphidae
Gene: DNM1L
Product: dynamin 1 like
Exons: 21
Coding region: 75-2348 (757 amino acids)
Biological process (GO): mitochondrial fission; mitochondrial fragmentation involved in apoptotic process
Cellular component (GO): cytoplasm; mitochondrion; membrane
Molecular function (GO): GTPase activity; GTP binding; microtubule binding
Source: RefSeq, a predicted model, not a curated record
UGGAGGCCGACUCUGGGCCGGACUCCAUUCAUCCCCUCUGCCUGCCGGGCUUGGGGCCUCGGGUUCAGGGAGCCAUGGAGGCGCUGAUCCCAGUCAUCAACAAGCUCCAGGAUGUCUUUAAUACCGUGGGCGCCGACAUCAUUCAGCUGCCCCAGAUCGUCGUGGUUGGAACCCAAAGCAGUGGAAAAAGCUCAGUGCUAGAAAGCCUUGUAGGGAGGGACCUACUCCCAAGAGGUACUGGAGUUGUCACCAGAAGACCCCUUAUUCUACAGUUGGUCCAUGUUUCACAAGAAGAUAGAGGAAAAGCAUCUGGAGAUGAAAAUGACCCUGCAACAUGGAAAAAUCCAAGACACCUUUCUAAAGGCAUUCAGGCUGAAGAGUGGGGUAAAUUUCUGCACACCAAAAAUAAGCUCUACACUGAUUUUGAUGAAAUUCGACAAGAAAUUGAAAAUGAAACCGAGAGGAUUUCAGGAAGUAAUAAGGGAGUCAGCCCUGAACCUAUUCAUCUGAAGAUUUUCUCACCUAAUGUUGUAAAUCUGACUCUUGUGGAUUUGCCAGGCAUGACAAAGGUACCUGUAGGUGAUCAGCCAAAGGAUAUUGAACUUCAGAUCAGAGAACUCAUCCUUCGUUUCAUCAGUAACCCAAAUUCCAUUAUUCUGGCUGUCACUGCCGCUAAUACAGAUAUGGCAACAUCGGAGGCUCUUAAAAUUUCAAGAGAGGUGGAUCCAGAUGGUCGUAGAACCCUUGCUGUAAUCACUAAACUAGAUCUCAUGGACGCCGGUACUGAUGCCAUGGAUGUGUUGAUGGGAAGGGUUAUACCAGUUAAACUUGGCAUAAUUGGAGUGGUCAACAGGAGCCAGCUGGAUAUUAAUAAUAAGAAGAGCGUAUCUGAUUCUAUCCGUGACGAGUAUGCUUUUCUUCAGAAGAAAUAUCCGUCAUUAGCCAAUAGAAAUGGAACAAAAUAUCUUGCUAGGACACUGAACAGGCUGCUGAUGCACCACAUCAGGGACUGCUUGCCCGAGCUGAAAACGAGAAUCAACGUGUUGGCCGCCCAGUACCAGUCUCUCCUGAACAGCUACGGCGAGCCUGUGGAUGACAAGAGCGCUACCUUAUUGCAGCUUAUUACCAAAUUUGCCACAGAAUAUUGCAACACCAUUGAGGGAACCGCAAAGUACAUAGAGACGUCUGAGCUAUGUGGUGGUGCUAGAAUAUGUUACAUUUUCCAUGAAACCUUUGGGAGAACAUUAGAGUCUGUUGACCCUCUGGGUGGCCUUAAUACCAUUGAUAUUUUGACUGCCAUUAGAAAUGCUACGGGACCUCGUCCUGCCUUGUUUGUGCCUGAAGUUUCAUUUGAAUUAUUAGUAAAGAGACAAAUCAAACGGUUAGAGGAGCCCAGCCUUCGUUGUGUGGAGCUGGUUCAUGAAGAAAUGCAAAGAAUUAUUCAGCAUUGUAGUAAUUAUAGUACCCAGGAGUUGUUGAGGUUUCCCAAACUUCACGAUGCUAUAGUUGAAGUCGUCACUUGUCUUCUUCGGAAGAGGUUACCAGUUACAAAUGAAAUGGUCCAUAACUUAGUUGCGAUCGAAUUGGCCUACAUCAACACAAAACACCCAGACUUUGCGGAUGCCUGCGGGCUCAUGAACAAUAAUAUCGAGGAACAAAGGAGAAAUAGGUUGGCAAGAGAGUUAACUUCAACGGUGCCACGGGACAAGUCUUCUAAAGUUCCAGGUACUUUGGCACCUGCCUCCCAGGAGCCCUCUACUGCUGCUUCUGCUGAGGCUGAUGGCAAGUUAAUUCAGGAGAACAGAAGAGAAACUAAACAUGUGAGUCUCCUGCCUCAGAAUGGCAAUAUGGUCCCCGUAGGUGGCGUAGGGGACGGGACUCAAGAGCCGACAACAGGCAACUGGAGAGGAAUGCUGAAAACCUCAAAAGCUGAAGAACUGUUAGCUGAAGAGAAAUCCAAACCAAUUCCCAUUAUGCCAGCCAGUCCACAAAAAGGCCAUGCUGUGAAUUUAUUGGAUGUGCCUGUGCCGGUUGCACGUAAACUCUCUGCCCGGGAACAGCGAGAUUGCGAGGUCAUUGAACGACUUAUCAAAUCGUAUUUUCUUAUUGUCAGGAAGAACAUACAAGACAGUGUGCCGAAGGCCGUGAUGCAUUUCUUAGUCAAUCACGUGAAGGACACUCUUCAGAGUGAGUUAGUGGGGCAGCUCUACAAGUCACUGUUACUGGACGAUCUUCUGACUGAAUCUGAAGACAUGGCCCAGAGAAGAAAGGAAGCCGCCGACAUGCUAAAGGCCUUACAGCGAGCCAGUCAGAUAAUUGCUGAGAUUCGGGAAACUCAUCUUUGGUGAAGAAAAGUCCGCGGCACGCACGGGGGCGAAGAUGCUGCCUCUUGUACUAGUUGUUGCAAGGUUCACUCGAGUGUCAUUUAGGAAUUCUUCCCAUGUUUGGAACUAUGUAAAUCUGUUAUGAGAAAUUUUGAGACAAAAAAUGUACCGUUUUGCAGAAGAAACAUAUAUAUAUAUAUAUAUAAAUUCCCCCUAUUAAAUAUGAAUAGCUGGUUCCCUGAAAUGUUCCGUGUGUGUAAAUGUCUCUGUACAUGUAUGUUCCAGCAGUGCCAGGCUUCUGGAGCCAGUUUGUCCAGCUUGUCUUGCCCUGUCUCACAAGGUCUUGUGAUCUCCUAAGCAGUCUCAAGCGACCACCAGCUCGAGCCCACUGAGAACAAAGAGCAGCGAGAGAUUUUGACUGGAAAGCUCGCAGACUCCAGUACAGCAACUGAUCUGGCCCUCGGAGAUUUGCAAGUUGCUCAAGUUUGACAUCGUUUUAGAAUCCACGUUUCCUCAAAAAAUGGCUGUCUUUUAGCAUCUUAACUUCCUUCCCGUUAGAUUGGCGAGCAAAAAGCCGAAGGCAGAAAGAGUGCAGUGCUAUUGCCUGGAAAGAAUCCGUGAGGACUGAGCUCGGCCAAGCCGGGGGCCAAAAAAGGGCAAUGAUUCAGUUUUGACUUCCAAAAUUCACACUUUUAUUCUCUUCAAAUCUACCUUGAGGAUAACCGGCCCUCCCUGUUCUUUAAGGCCGGAAGUUAAUAAAAGUGGAAUUGUUCUGAGAAGUAAUGAUGCCACAUAUUAGAUGACUUGGGAAGCACUGGGCAGAGGGACAAAGUAGCCCCUGGUUUCUUUUUUUCCCCCCAAAGCAAGGACUGAUUUUAAUAAAGGCCAGAGUUUCUUGGCUAACAACUGCUAGGAAAGGCUACCGAUGACUGUUCUACCCCAAGUUAGACACAUACAUGACUUCAUUAGAAGAUUCGGUCCCUUAACACCUCGUCAAAAUCAAGUUCUUGAAGCCCUUUCAAAAUGGCCCCAAAUGUGGGAAAUCGUGCACUCUACCAGACAGGCAAAGGGCCUUGGGCAACAUUUUAGGAAUACCUCGUAUUGCACUAGUCAUGUCUCCUUGAUACCGUCACACCCACAUCCAGAAACUUCACCUGAUCUCACAUCCUUGCUCUUAGGGGCUGCCAACAAUAGUAGUGACAGAUUAUAACCGGAUUGCUUCCGUUUUGUUUCAAGUGAUGGGUGAAACAUUACAUUUGGAGGGCGGGAAACAUUCGAGUGAAGCACCGAGGUAGAGAGAAAACUUCUGACCUUAAUGUCUGCGGUUGCUAUUGUAAAUAAAACUGGUGUGAAAGACAGCCAAUAAAUGAGUACUUUGGAA